GAAUGGGUUGGGUUGGGUUGUGUUGUGUUAUGUUAGAAGAUGGGAAGUAGUGGAAUGUCACUCAUGGGACGAGUUAUUUUCCCUGGUUUCAUCGGAUUAGUCAUUUCCUCAUUUUGAGAAAAUCUUUUACAAAAUUUUGACCAACCAAUCUGAGCAAAUUGAAAAUGUUUUUGUCCAUGCCAAACGCACCCUUAUGAAGAACUUCGUAAGUCGCACCCAGCAUGUUGUUGUAAAGAUUGAAGCUGAAAAUGUGCUUAAUUAAAAAAUGGUUAAGCAGGUUAAUUUGUGUAUCUUCUUUAAUCAACGAACUAUGUGUUUCUUCAGAACUAACAUUUCUAAAGCAGGUCAGGAUUUAUAGAAUGUUGUGCAAAAUUUUACCACAGAGCACCGGGGGUUAUUCCCGGGAAUUCACCUCAAGUGGGAAAUUGGGUCCUAAAAACUGCGGCGAACACUUGGAACAAGCCAAAAAUGAAUUUCCAGUAUGUAAAUGUGGAUUCGAUAUGUUGGAUGCUGGCUUUUUCGAUGACUGUAAGAAGCUUGAAAUACAAAAGGGUGCAAAAGAUUAUAACAUUCCCAUAAUAAGAUCAAACCGGAAGUUGGUUGCUACUGCGAAUGGAGGUUUGCGUAACCCUUCUGCUUUAGUUUUCAAUUCUGCAUGGAAAUCCCAAGAAGCAAAGCAAGCAACAGACAAGUUCAACUACCCGGUAUCCUCUGGUAUUCAAAGGCCAAAAAAUGAUGAGGAUAUUGCCUUCAUGAGUAUUCUUGAACUCGGGCAACUUCUCAGGGCAAAACUGAUUACAUCAGAGGAACUCACUGGAAUUUUUUUGAACAGAUUAAAAAGGUACGGUCCUGUCCUUGAAUCCGUUAUCACAAUUACUGAAGAAUUAGCUUUUCAACAAGCAAAAGAGGCUGAUCAACUUCUUGCAAAAGGCAAAUAUUUGGGUCCUCUUCAUGGGAUUCCGUAUGGUCUGAAGGACAUUAUUGCAGUACCAAACUAUCCCACGACGUGGGGUUCCAAAUCUUUCAAAGAUCAAGUUCUUGAUGUUGAAGCUUGGGUCUAUAAGAGGCUGAAAUCUGCUGGUGCAGUCCUUGUUGCAAAAUUAGUCUCUGGUUCUUUAGCAUAUGAUGAUAUCUGGUUUGGUGGUAGAACAAGAAACCCCUGGAAUAUUGAAGAAUUUUCUACUGGUUCAUCAGCUGGGCCAGCGUCCUGCACCUCCGCAGGUACAGUUCCAUUUGCAAUUGGUUCAGAAACUGUUGGGUCUAUUACCUACCCAGCUUCUAGGUGUGGUGUUACUGCAUUACGGCCCACUUUUGGAGCUGUUGGUCGUACCGGAGUUAUGAGCAUAUCCGAAAGCUUGGACAAACUAGGCCCUCUUUGUAGAAGUGCAGCAGAUUGUGCAGUCGUUCUUGAUGCCAUUCUGGGAAAGGACCCAGACGAUCUUUCAUCCAGAGACAUCAUGUUAGCCGAUCCGUUUUCAGUUGAUAUCACAAAACUCACUGUUGGGUAUCUUGAAGAUGCCGACAAGGAAGUUGUUGAUCUACUUAAGUCAAAGGGAGCGAAUAUGGUUCCAUUUAAUCUGGAUUACACUGUUGAUAGUGCUCAAGGCAUUGUCAGCUUCACUAUGGAUAUUGAAAUGCUAGCGCAUUUUGAUGAGUGGCAGCGGUCAAACAAGGAUGAUGAAUUUGAAGCUCAAGACCAAUGGCCUAUUGAACUUCACCGUGCCCGAGUAAUAUCUGCUGUAGACUAUAUUCAGGCACAGAGAGGUAGAAGCAAAUUGAUUCAGGAAGUAAAAGAGAGCUUCAAAGUUGAUGCAUUUAUCGGAGAUGUAAGUGACUGGGAGAAAGUUUGUGUAGGCAAUCUCGUGGGUAUGCCGGUAAUGGUGGUUCCAACAGGUUUUAAGAAGAUAUCGAAUGCACCAUCCAAUGAUACUCGCAGGAAGACAACAAUAACUACUGGCAUUUAUGCUCCUCCUGACCAUGAUCAUGUUGCUUUAGCAUUGGCAAUGGCAUAUCAGUCGGUGACUAAUUAUCAUAAGCAGCGUCCUCCAAUUGAUGACAUUGGGCCAAACGAUUCGAUUUCAAACCCACCUACAUCCACUGUACCUGCAAGACAAUUACGUGGUUAUUAAUCUUUGUAGGGUGUUCAAUGUCACUCUGCAUGUCCUUUAAUUAUUAUAGAUGUAACCGCUAGUUGUAAUAGUCAGUGUUGAAUCAUCUUCUCUUAGUGACACAUGGAAAAGAAUACUUCACUUCCUCUUUUUUUUUUUUUUUUCUGCUAAUUGGACCAUGCAGGAGCCUUGGUUCAUAUAUAUA
Molecule: messenger RNA, 2313 nt
Organism: Lycium ferocissimum
Lineage: Eukaryota; Viridiplantae; Streptophyta; Magnoliopsida; Solanales; Solanaceae
Exons: 12
Coding region: 249-2129 (626 amino acids)
Molecular function (GO): catalytic activity
Source: RefSeq, a predicted model, not a curated record